GCUUGGACAACCAAUCCUUACACUCGGAAUCCCCGUAUGACUACCGGACGCAGUAGCUAUGAUGCAAUCAUUGAAUCAACUAAAACUAAAGAUAGGCUAUAUAACUUGGAAGCUUUUAUGAAUAAGUUUUACCGAUGGAUAUGAUCUGAUGGGCAUGCCCAGGUGUUAGGCAAGCUGCUAAGCCAACUCGCUUUCUUCGUCACGACACUCAUCUUCCACGGCUCUGAAUCUGGAGACGCAAUGGCCAGCGCCGCACCUCCAACCGCUGGCUCUGCAGCCACAGAAAAUCUCAACCCCGGCGCUAGCAGCUCGACAGCAGGUGAAGGUGGUAACCAAGACAGCACCUUCGAAUGUAACAUCUGCCUGGACACGUCUAAGGACGCUGUGAUCAGUCUGUGUGGACACCUUUUCUGUUGGCCCUGCUUGCAUCAGUGGCUGGAGACCAGACCCAACAGACAGGUGUGUCCAGUAUGCAAGGCUGGCAUCAGCCGUGACAAAGUCAUCCCCUUGUAUGGCAGAGGGAGCACUGGCCAGCAGGACCCGAGAGAACGAACUCCCCCUCGACCUCAAGGACAGAGACCAGAACCGGAGAAUCGAGGCGGGUUCCAAGGGUUCGGAUUCGGAGAUGGUGGAUUUCAGAUGUCCUUUGGCAUCGGUGCCUUUCCAUUUGGUAUUUUUGCAACUGCUUUUAACAUCAAUGAUGGAAGGCCUCCUCCAGCUGCACCUGGGACCCCCCAGCACACCGACGAACAGUUCCUGUCCCGCCUCUUCCUGUUUGUGGCCCUGGUCAUCAUGUUCUGGCUCCUCAUCGCUUAAAUGACUUUAGAGGAAGGAAAGAGGCUCAUGCUGGAUAGUUCAAACCGAAAUGAGACACUGUGGCAUUGUGAUGUCAUCCUAAGUGUCUGUCCAUCUACAGAAUGUUAAGUAUUGACCCGGCAAAGUCCUUGAUGUAACUUCAGGGAUUUAAAGUGUAGACAUGCUCUGUGACACCAACAGAAGUCUUAUGCUUGAGAAUUUGGUGUCUUGAAUCACCAAAUUGUGUAAUCAUAUUGUCUAGGUCAGUAUGUUUUUAAUUGAAAAAUAUAUUUACAUGUUGCACUAGUUUCUGACUGAGAUAACAUGUACAUUGUAAAUGUACUGAAUGAAAAAAACAGUGUUGCAAUAUAUGUUAAACAUUUGAUUUGAUAAAUUUGAUAAACUGUCUUUUAGGGAUUCCAUUGCUUCCUUAUACCACUGGUCUGACGUCUGAUAUUAUUAGUCCCUCUUACAGUUAACAAUGAACAUCAAGAAACAUACAACAUUCUGACUGCAGUGAAUGUGAGGUUAUAUUGCUUAGUGACACUUCCUAUGUUGUCUUGACAUUAAUGUAGAUAAAAUAACAAUUCUUUAGGGGGUGAAUCAGGAUACCAUUAGCUGAAAUGUAUUAUACCGUUUUCUCUUGUUUAAAGUUCAAUUCAAAUGAUCUUUGUCCGGUUAACUGAAAUAAUUAACCUCUUUCUGUACUUUAUUGUAAGUAAAUACUGUAAAAUAUUAAGAUGGCUAUAAUUAAACUGUUUAAAUAUCAACAUUUUGGGAUUUCACUCUAACUUACAAAUACAAUUCUGUAUAGACUGCGUACUGCCUGGACUCUUCAUAAUGAAACAGAAAGGAUUUUAGAAAAAAUUUCAUAGUAAACAUUAAACUUUGAAUGCCAUGUUAGUAGAUUUCACAUUUGUAUUGUACAGACUUUCAAAUGGAAAACUAAAAACACUACUUCACAA
This is a messenger RNA of Osmerus eperlanus (European smelt), 1760 nucleotides long. It is a transcript of the gene rnf185, whose product is annotated as ring finger protein 185. Gene Ontology annotation, biological process: ubiquitin-dependent protein catabolic process. Bases 241 to 816 code for a protein of 191 amino acids. The record is from RefSeq and is a predicted model, not a curated record. The transcript is spliced from 7 exons. Gene Ontology annotation, molecular function: ubiquitin-like protein conjugating enzyme binding; ubiquitin protein ligase activity; metal ion binding. Gene Ontology annotation, cellular component: endoplasmic reticulum. Lineage: Eukaryota; Metazoa; Chordata; Actinopteri; Osmeriformes; Osmeridae.